Falco peregrinus (peregrine falcon) is the source of this 856-nucleotide messenger RNA. RefSeq names its product proteasome 20S subunit beta 6 (gene PSMB6). Lineage: Eukaryota; Metazoa; Chordata; Aves; Falconiformes; Falconidae. The record is from RefSeq and is a predicted model, not a curated record. Gene Ontology annotation, molecular function: threonine-type endopeptidase activity. The coding region runs from base 56 to 691 and encodes 211 amino acids. Gene Ontology annotation, cellular component: proteasome core complex. The transcript is spliced from 6 exons.
CCCGCUCCGCAGAGCCGGCCCCACUGUCGUGAAGCGCCGCAAAGCGCGGAGCAAGAUGGCGGCAGUGACGGUGCGGGCGGCCGCGGCCGGGCCCGGCCCCGUGGGGCUGCACCGUGACUGGGAGGCGGAGGCCGUCAGCACCGGCACCACCAUCAUGGCUGUGGAGUUCGACGGGGGCGUCAUCAUCGGGGCCGAUUCCCGCACCACCACGGGGUCGUACGUGGCCAACCGGGUGACGGACAAGCUGACCCCCGUCCAUGACCGCAUCUUCUGCUGCCGCUCGGGCUCCGCUGCUGACACCCAGGCAGUGGCUGACGCGGUGGCCUAUCAGCUGGCCUUCCACAGCGUGGAGCUGGAGGAGCCGCCCCGUGUGCGGACAGCUGCACGCCUCUUCCAGCAAACCUGCUACCCGCUACCGCGAGGAGCUGAGCGCCGGCGUCAUCGUGGCCGGAUGGGACCGCGUCGUGGGGGGCAGGUGUACGUGGUGCCCAUGGGGGGGGCUCCUGCUGCGGCAGCCCUUCGCGGUGGGGGGGUCUGCAGUUCCUACAUCUACGGGUUCCUGGACGCCGCCUUCCGCCCGGGGAUGAUGAGCCGCCCGCAGUGCCAGGAGUUCGUUGCCCGUGCGCUGGCGCUGGCGAUGGCGAGGGACGGCUCAAGCGGGGGGGGUCAUCCGGCUGGCGGCCAUCACUGAGGCGGGGGUGGAGCGCAAGGUCCUGGCUGGCCCUGACCUGCCGGGGGGGGACGGCGGCCCCCCCCGCCUGAGGGGGACCCCCCCCCAGACCUGGGGGGGACUCCCCAGCCGGAGGGGAGCCCCCCCGGGGUGGGGGGGACACGGGGCAAUAAAUGGCCCUGUGGA